CCGGAAAAAAAUCUUGAUGCAUUUCACAACUCGACGUAGGACAAUUUCAGCCGGAUUUGGACGGAUUUCGGCGGUUUGGGCCGGUUUCUAGCACCCGAAUGUUUGCAGGAGAUGUGUGACAUCAUGAGGGGGAAGGAAGCCAUUGGUGUGAAGUCGGUCAGGUUUGGUGGGGAGAUAGUGGAGGUGUUGAAGAAUUUCAAAAGGGGUCAGGAAACAGAAUAUCACCUCCUUGUGCACCAGCUGUCAGACCCAGAUAUUAAGUCCCAGACACUGAUAUGCUGGCUGAAGGAACUGAAAGGCUGUGUCGCCUUCAUGACUAAAGAGUUUGAAACUUUGGUGGGGGUUAUACUGAAAAUGAGCUGGGCUAACAGUGAAGAUGAAGUAGUGAAGGAGUACCUGUCCUUCCUGGGGAACCUGGUGUCGGCACAGACCUUCUAUCUACGAGCCUGUCUCAAGAUGCUGGUCAAGACACUCGUACCAAGAGUGUCAAGCGACAUACCACUAGAAGAGGCUAAAAUUGAAGAGUAUAACAGAAUAUUUGAGAAUGCACACAGUGCAUUGCAGAGAGUCCUACACAUAGUUCCCCUAGCUCCCAAGUUUUUAGCACCAGUCCUGGUCGACUGUUUCCCCUAUAUGAAGAAAGAUGCCUUUGUACAGGAGUGUUAUGUGAGGAACCUGUUACAGAUGACAUCAUACGUGCCCAGCCUCAGACUGCCCAUCUUGGAGCUCAUCAUCGACAGGAUGAUCAGAAUAGAUGUCCACGCUCCUAAACAUGAACUAGAGGAGGAUGAAGAAGAGGAUGCAGAAGAUGAAACAAUGGAACACCAGGAUGAUACCAGUAUCCUGUUUGAAAUGGAUGGCAUGGAGUGUAGCAGUGGUAAGACAUCGGAACAGGUGAAAUCAGCACCCGAUCUGGCCGUUACCAUGGAGACUGGGGAGUCCAAACCUAUGACACAUGAGAUGGGAGACAGGCUGGAUGUGAUGAUGACUGUCAUGCUGCAGUAUAUCAAAGACUCAUGUCUGAACAAGGACACAGGUGAACUGCAGACCCAGCCUACCAUAGAGAUGUUUCGCCACCUGCUGACAGCGUUUGAGAAGUUGUUACUGCCGACCCACGCCUCCUGUCAUGUACAGUUUCUGGUCUUCUACAUCACCUCCUUAAGACAGGACCUGGCCGAUGCGUUCCUGAACUUCUGCUGGCGGAAGGUUCAGAGUCCCAACACACCGGUCAUCCUCCGCCAGGCCGCAGCAGCAUACAUGGCCAGCUUCCUCGCCAGGGCCAACUUUGUACCUCUCAGCACAGUGAUUGCUUGUCUAGAUCUCCUACUGCCAUGGAUACACAGAUACAUAGAUGACCAAGAUGGCAGCACGAGGUCUUACCCUGAUGUCAAUCUACAUGGAACCUUCUACUCUGUGUGUCAGGCUGUGUUCUACAUGUUUGUGUUCAGACACAAGCAAUUUGUGGAGUCUAAAAAGGGCUUGAACUACAUUCGGGGACUGAACUUUGACCGAGUGAUAAACUGCAGACUGAACCCCCUGAAAGUGUGUUUACCAACGAUAGUCAACAUGUUUGCCUCCAUUACAAGGAUGUACCAGAUAGUCAUGUGUUACACCAUCAUGGAGAGGAAUAACCGUUCAGUCCUGCCUGUUGUUGCCAGCAGCCAGGGAGGACCCACUGAUGUCACCAACCUCAACCCUCUAGAUGCAUUCUUCCCCUUUGACCCCUACAUGUUGAGUAGGUCCAAGAGGUUCAUCCAGCCCCUGUACCAGGAGUGGGAGGGCAGCGACCCUGAUCAAGAUGAGGCCGCCAAUUCUGAGGAGGAUGAAGAUGACUUCCUCCAGGGUGCCAUGUCACCAGGGACCCCCCACAUGGGCACCACACCCGGAUCUAUCCCAGAACUCCCUGGCUUCAGGAAAAGGAGACGCACAGACAGCAGCUGUCUAUCACCACCCUGAACUCUCACAGGAUGACAUGGCAUAUUUUUAUGUGUUUGUACAUGUACUCACAAUACAGCAUACAUGUAACAUGGCAUUGUACAUGUACCAUGUUUUUGUAUGUUGACUCAUAUAUCAUAACAUGCCAUUGUACCAUGAGUUUGUACAUGAAGUCACACAGCAUAACAUGGGCCUUUGUAUCAUCCAUUUACACAAUGACUUAUGACUAGUGCUGUCAUGUUGCCAGAGAUGUACAUAGAUCCAAGAUGACUUUCAGCUACUCAAUGUCUAACAUUGAUUCUAGGAAAGGAAUUUCUUAUUCUCUAGAGCGCUGAAACUAGAAGUACUAAGGGUAAAGAAUAACUAAAUGUAUAACCCCUCGCUCACAUUAUUGCUUCACUUGCAUAUUCAUAUCCAAUACAUCAAUACAUAAUAAUCACAUAAAGAUGUGUCUGCAGGUUAUUGUGCAUGAAGCAUGGCUACCAGUUUACAUCAUGUAACAAUGUUUGAUAUUUACAUAGACUCAGUAAAAUUUAUGUUGCUGACUAGAAAAUGCAUAUGAGUACUGCAAACUCUUUGUUACAAUGAGACUUGGACUGGAGUACAGAAGCAUUUGUAUGGUUACCUUCAUCUCACCAGCUAUUGUAUAUACAAAUUUACAUGUAAUAUAAGUUAACAUAUUUGGUGGGGCAGAAUAAGAUGUAACCAGAAGAAUGAUAUAUCUAACGCUAUAUAUAUGUAUUGUAUAAUAAAACCAUCACUGCCACUUUCAUUCCAGUGUUUCCAGUUUAUAUGCACAUACAGUAUUUUCAAGAGUAGAAAACAGUUAAUGUUACAUGUUACAUGCGGGUAGUAGUAUGUGGUGCAAUAUGCAGAUGACUUAUCUAAGUUGUAGUUCA
Molecule: messenger RNA, 2834 nt
Organism: Branchiostoma floridae (Florida lancelet)
Lineage: Eukaryota; Metazoa; Chordata; Leptocardii; Amphioxiformes; Branchiostomatidae
Product: RNA polymerase I-specific transcription initiation factor RRN3-like
Exons: 20
Coding region: 112-1956 (614 amino acids)
Biological process (GO): transcription initiation at RNA polymerase I promoter
Cellular component (GO): nucleus
Molecular function (GO): RNA polymerase I general transcription initiation factor activity; RNA polymerase I core binding
Source: RefSeq, a predicted model, not a curated record